AUGUGCCAACAACAGAUUCCUGAAUUUCACGUCUCCCCGCAACCUCCUGUUUCACCUCCCACAAUGGAUAUCGAUCCCAGCAGAAGGAAUAAGAAGCCCCGUCUCCUCUUGGAGUCGGAGCGCGAGCGUCUAGAUGAAUUCAUCGACUCCAUUCACUACUCCGCACGCUACUCGGACGACAAGUUUGAAUACCGCCACGUGCAGCUGCCCAAGAACAUGCUCAAGAAGAUCCCCACAGACUACUUUGACAGCUCCAAGGGAACAUUGAAGUUGUUGUGGGAGGAAGAAUGGCGAGCGCUCGGUAUUACACAGAGUUUGGGUUGGGAGCACUACGAGGUACACGAACCAGAGCCUCACAUUCUUCUGUUCAAGCGGCCUCUGUGA
Penicillium subrubescens is the source of this 384-nucleotide messenger RNA. RefSeq names its product cyclin-dependent protein kinase regulatory subunit CKS1. The record is from RefSeq and is a predicted model, not a curated record. Gene Ontology annotation, molecular function: ubiquitin binding; protein kinase binding; histone binding. The transcript is spliced from 4 exons. NCBI's taxonomy places the organism in Eukaryota, Fungi, Ascomycota, Eurotiomycetes, Eurotiales, Aspergillaceae. Gene Ontology annotation, biological process: regulation of mitotic cell cycle. Gene Ontology annotation, cellular component: SCF ubiquitin ligase complex; cyclin-dependent protein kinase holoenzyme complex. The coding region runs from base 1 to 384 and encodes 127 amino acids.